CCCCACCACCCACACCUCGGCACUGGCCUCAGUGGACGACAGAUCCCAAGCUCGCGCUUCCCAAUUGAACUUAUUAUACUCACCGUCCUAACAAGACGGCAUUCUAACCCACAAUGGCGACGCUCUCCGGCGUAGAGCGCAUCCGCGCCAUCACAGACGAGGAUGGCAUGUUCAAGGCCUUUGACACGUACCCCUGGAAGAGGGAUAAGGCGUUCAUGUCCGGUCUGGAAGCGAUACUCGGCGACCCCAAUACCGAGAACCCUCAGGGGUCACCUUCCGACCUCGCCAUCCACGCCCGAGUCUUCUACUACGCCCAGCGCAUCGGCGUCACCAUUGACUUCGCGAGGUACAAGGACUGGCUCGCGAGACGUCCGGGCUACAUGCCUCCCGACAUACUGCCGGAGGAGUACAAGUCAGCGAGUGCACGAGACGCCGCCACCGUUUCCGCGACAGCCGGCAGCAGCGGCGCAGACCCAGCGAGCGAAGUCCCUGACCUGACCUCCAAACUCAACAACCUGAGCACCGGCAAAGACAAAGACGAACCCGCCGCCGACCCCGCCGACCCCGCCGCCCCGGAACCGGCGCCAUCAUGGCAGUCAGCGGCCCCUAAGGCAGAUCUCUACGUCGAACGUAACCCAGCUUCGCAAGCAGACGGGCCAGGCCAAGGAGGCGACGAGCCCGCGUACCCGAUUGGCUUCGCCCAGAUGCUCGAGAUGAUCCAGAAGGGCAUUCCCAUCCCCGGCAUCAGACAGAUCCCGGACACCGUGGUCAGGGACGCAUCUGUCAAACCCUUUGGGAAACGGGCAGCGCCCAGAAAACCUUGGGAGAAGGAUAGCCCGACUGUAGAGUCCUCCUCUGUUGGGGUCAUCGAGAGUCCCUCCGUUGUUGAUCCUGAGUUUCCACCGCUGGACGAAGUGGCGAUACCCGAGGUCGAAGCUGCAAUUAAGGAGACGUGAGCCCGUGAAGAAGUACCUAGAACUUGUCAAGUGAUGCGCGUGGCGUUUGGACACAUAGGGAAAUCUUGGGCUCCGCAAAGGAGAAAGUUCAGGAACCAUAAACUUUUGGGGGAACAUUCUAGGGAAACUACCUAACGACUGAUUGAGGACUGCCACAGAUGCUGUCCAACCGGGAUCAACUCCACACUCCAAAGUAGCUGGAAUGCGGUAUAUACUACAUACAAUCACUAUCGUUGUUUUCUGAUAUUCCAUACUUGCUUGCCUGUCUU
This is a messenger RNA of Colletotrichum destructivum, 1225 nucleotides long. RefSeq lists its product as uncharacterized. The record is from RefSeq and is a predicted model, not a curated record. The transcript is spliced from 4 exons. The coding region runs from base 114 to 956 and encodes 280 amino acids. NCBI's taxonomy places the organism in Eukaryota, Fungi, Ascomycota, Sordariomycetes, Glomerellales, Glomerellaceae.